Molecule: messenger RNA, 1500 nt
Organism: Trichoderma breve
Lineage: Eukaryota; Fungi; Ascomycota; Sordariomycetes; Hypocreales; Hypocreaceae
Product: met-10+ like-protein domain-containing protein
Exons: 6
Coding region: 1-1500 (499 amino acids)
Biological process (GO): mitochondrial tRNA methylation; tRNA N1-guanine methylation
Cellular component (GO): cytoplasm; mitochondrial matrix
Source: RefSeq, a predicted model, not a curated record
AUGUACUCCGCACGCAAAAUUUCAACAUCUCAGCCUUGCAACCCUGGUAGAGUGAGUAAUACUGCAAGAAACGACGCUGAUCUUGCGGACCAGAUAUUCGACAUGGAUGAUUCAGAUAAGCAGAUUAUGCUGAAUCUCUUCCGAGCCCCUGCUGCUGCCAGAGCGGCCAAAGCACUGGAUAGAUCUCUUUUCUCAAACACGCUUCCGACAGCUGCGGCUUCAAUAAGGGAUAACAGGCUCAUCUCAAAGUACCGCAAGCAGCUUGAAAAGACAAGGGAGAUCUUUUCGUUGGACAGAUUCGAUGUUUGUGCGGCGGAUCCAGAUGCCACUCUCGCAGCACAAGGAAAGAAGUGUCUUGUGUUGAAGCCGCACAUCAAGCCAGAUGUACCCGAAACAUGGAGCCCGGUGUUGCAGGAAGCUUCGAAACUGGGAGAGUUGAAGAUUGUCCCUUAUGAAAUACAUGUUGGAUAUGAUCUUUGGAGUUAUCUUGAUGUCAUGAGAUCUAUCCUUCCGGAGGACUUACACGGCGAAAUUCCCGUUGGUUUCAACACGGCAGGGCAUGUCGCUCACCUCAACAUUCGGGGGCAAUACCUUCCCUACAAGAACAUCAUUGCUCAAGUUAUCAUGGAUAAGAAUCCCACAAUCCGUACUGUCAUCAACAAAGUGGACAACGUCGGCACAGAGAGCGAAUUCCGAACUUUUAGCUACGAGGUCUUGGCUGGACCUGACGAUAUGCUCGUCGAAGUCAGCGAAGCUGGCUGCGUUUUCAAAUUCGAUUACUCCAAAGUCUACUGGAACACGAAGCUUGGCACUGAACACCAGCGUCUCGUCAGCCUGUUCAAGCCGGGAGAGGUCGUUAUUGAUCUAAUGGCAGGAAUUGGACCUUUUGCUGCACCUGCUGGCAAAAAGGGGGUAUUCGUCUGGGCGAAUGACAAGAAUCCCGAGAGCUACAAGUAUCUUACCGAGAUUAUCAAGAGGAACAAGGUCUCGGAAUUCGUCAAACCUUUCAAUGAAGACGGACACGACUUCAUCAAGCAAGGAACCGACCUGGUCCUGGAAGCAUCCCGGCGAGGAGACUGCGCCCUUGUCCCUCAAAAAGUAUCGCGAAGCGCUCCAGGCCCGCGGCCGGAACCCAUCCGGAUCCCCGUGCCGCCCACGGUAUCACACUUUGUCAUGAACCUUCCUGCCUCUGCCAUAGAGUUUCUUCACAACUUCCGCGGCCUGUACGAGGGCCACGAAGAGCUCUUCGCCCCUCACACCGAGACGAAGCUUCCCAUGGUUCACGUCCACUGCUUCGCCGUCAAGGCGGACGACGCAACCCCGCUGGACGACAUCUGCCAGCGCAUCGACAAGGAGAUUGGAGUGCUCCUCACGCCAGGCGAUGCGGAGAAGGACGGCCAGGUCUUGAUCCAUGAGGUCAGGGAUGUGGCCCCUGCGAAGCGAAUGUUUUGUGCAAGUUUCCGUCUGCCGCCCUCAGUCGCCUUUGCUCCGCGAUCCUAG